AAUACAACAGUGAGGAAGUGGAGUUGCUGUACAUACAGCAGUUGGCUGUCGGGCAGGUCACAGCGUGAACAUGGCAAACCCAGGAAAAGAUAUCUCCUACAGCGAACUCAAAUGCCUCAUGGAGAAGAGUAAAGACCUUGUGCUUGUGGAUGUGCGCUCAAAAGAUGAAGUAGACAAAGGACGCAUCCCAGGCUCCAUCCAUAUCCCAUUGGACACUGUGGAAAAAGAAUUCUCUUUAGAUACCUGCAAUUUCCAAGAGAAAUUUGGUGUCCCCAAGCCAGAGAUGGAUAGCCUUGACCUGGUGUUUCACUGCCAGUUGGGACGUCGUGGAGGAAUGGCUACUGAGAAAGCCAGAAAACUCGGCUACCAGAAUGCACGGAACUAUGCAGGAGGUUACAAGGAAUGGUCAGAGAAAGAAGGCAAAUGAUGCUGCUCCAGCAUACAGCACAGCUGUCCUUUAACACUAAUUUUGUUGAGUUGUUAAUCUCUCUCAGGAUUGUUGUCAAUGUGUAGCUUGGUCAUAAUAUAUUUGAUAUUUUACAUUACAUUGGAAUACCUCUGGAAUUUUUAGUAAAAACAAAUGUUGUUCAACUUUCAAGUCAAAUUUUUUAAAUGAAAUCAUAUAAAAGGUUUUAAGAGAAAUUAUGCCUUUUUGUACCUUGGCUUUUGUUUUUUCUGACAUUGUCAGUGUUGCCAGAUAUUUUAUUCUACCAUAGUUUUUGGUGUUAAAGUUUAACAGCCUGGGUCUCCUUUGGAACCAGUUUUAUAUAUAAUGUAUAUGUGUACAUAUACACACACUUUCUCUAUCUCAUGUGACAGAAAACGGACGAAGGAUCUCUACUGCCAAUCCUCAUUUCUGCUGAGAUCUCUGAGACAGCUUCUCUUACCUCCUAGCACAGUGUAGCCCAAGUAGGCACUACUUUCUAAUGCUCAAAGACAAUCAUUUGAAUAGUUUGAGUCCAUUGCAGUCCAUUCGUCUUUAUGAUUAAGUGGUUUAGACUAUCUGGCAACACGGGACAUUGUUGUGUCUGUUUUGCGCAUGCGCACAAAUGUUGUAGUAGACGGUUAAAAAGUAACCUGCCGUUCCGGUACUGUUGUGAAGCAGGUUGCUUAUUUACAUUGCCUUAAUGGCCGAAAUAGGAAAGACUGACAUUUAUUUAACUCUGUGUUCUUCUUUCAGGUAAUAUAAUGCUACGACAAUGUAACAAAUCACUUUUUUUUUUUUUUUUUACAUACGACUGAAGCGUUAUUUUAUCCCACUCAUCGUUACAAACCCAGUCCAAAAGGUCAUUUAUCAACUGUUACAUCUCAUAAGUUUUGUGAAAACUUGAAGAUAAAUUAAACAUGCUGUGCUUGA
This is a messenger RNA of Clarias gariepinus (North African catfish), 1357 nucleotides long. It is a transcript of the gene tstd1, whose product is annotated as thiosulfate sulfurtransferase like domain containing 1. The coding region runs from base 71 to 427 and encodes 118 amino acids. Gene Ontology annotation, cellular component: mitochondrion. The transcript is spliced from 4 exons. Gene Ontology annotation, molecular function: thiosulfate-cyanide sulfurtransferase activity. Lineage: Eukaryota; Metazoa; Chordata; Actinopteri; Siluriformes; Clariidae. The record is from RefSeq and is a predicted model, not a curated record.